AUGGCUGUGGCAAAUGGAAUUUCCGAGGACGGGUUCGAAUAUCAGUGGCAGACAAAUUAUCUUUCACACUGGCUGCUCACCUUCCUCCUGACUCCUGUCAUGGAACUGACUGCCACUACAGUGCCAGCCGGCACUGUCCGUAUUGUUAAUGUCUCUUCGUCAAAUCACAAGAUGGCGCCGCCCCAAGGCAUUGAUUUUGAAGACAUUAAUCUCCAAGGGCCAGGCCCUAGCAGCAACCCUUGGGUAAGGUACGGCCAAAGCAAACUCGGAAACUACCUUCACGCUCUUUCACUUCAUGACAAGCUCAAUAAGAAGGGGAUAUGGACGGCGCCUCUACAUCCUGGUAUUGUAGACACCAACCUGAGCGCCAAUAUUCAAAUGUUUGCAGUCUCGAUUCUGUCCUCGAGACCUGUAAUAUGGCUACUUCGUAGAGUCGGCUUCAUGCUCAACACCGACCAAGGGAGCUGGACCCAGCUUUUCGCAAUCGCAGGAAGAGGUUUCGAUGCAGCACUAUCAGGAACCUAUCUUGAGCCCAUAGCAAAGAAGGGCACUGUGAAAAUGCCACGGGGGGUUACAUCCGAAGAUCUGCAAAACCGGCUGUGGAAAUGGACAGAGAGAGAGAUGAAAGCUAGAGGUCUCAUCAGUUGA
This is a messenger RNA of Aspergillus viridinutans, 648 nucleotides long. RefSeq lists its product as uncharacterized. The transcript has 3 exons. The record is from RefSeq and is a predicted model, not a curated record. Lineage: Eukaryota; Fungi; Ascomycota; Eurotiomycetes; Eurotiales; Aspergillaceae. Bases 1 to 648 code for a protein of 215 amino acids.